Aureobasidium musti is the source of this 1485-nucleotide messenger RNA. The record is from the annotation of a GenBank genome assembly. NCBI's taxonomy places the organism in Eukaryota, Fungi, Ascomycota, Dothideomycetes, Dothideales, Saccotheciaceae.
AUGAUUGGCGGCGACAAGGAGAGGAAGCUGACGGGCUUCUUGCUCGCGCUUCUGCCCAGCUUCUUACACCAUCUUGUCGUCGAUGUGCCUCACAAACCAACUCGUGUCUCCCCUACCGCAUGGCUGGACGGCGCUCGUGGAUGGGCUGCCUUUNUCGUCUUCCUCCGUCACUUCGAGUUCUGCUAUCACCGCAAAGGUUCCAUUUCAUACGGCACCGUUAAGGACCCCGAGCAUCCCAAUGAGAAUCAUCACUUGCUGCAACUACCGAUUCUGCGCCUUCUGUAUAGUGGAGAGGCCAUGGUCGCCAUCUUCUUUGUCAUCUCCGGCUACGCCUUGUCGCUCAAGGCACUGAAACUGAUCAGAAAGAAUUCUUACGAACAGCUGAUGCGGACCCUUGCCUCGUCCAUCCUUAGACGUCCGUUGCGACUUUACCUCCCUUGCCUUGCCUCCACCCUCAUUGUGUUCUUCGCACUUCGCCUGGGAAUAUACGACGGCCCGAACUCGAUCGCCGGCCCAGAGGAUGUUUUCAGGUCUAUCUUCCUUGGCUGGGCCCACGACCCUCAACCCCAGAUACUGCCGACUUUCUGGGAGCAAGCAAGAGAUUGGACACACCAGAACCUCCAGCUGUUUGACAUCUUCACACACAAGCAUUGGCCCGAUACCAGAUACGAUGUUCAUCUCUGGACGAUCCCACAGGAAUUCAGAUGCUCUUACGUUCUGUUCUUGACCAUCGCUGGAUUGGCUCUGGUCCGUACUAGAGUGAGAAUGAUCAUUCUGGCUCUUUUUGUCGCUUUCGCCUUCCAAGCAGACUCGUGGGAAUUGAGCGCAUUCUGGAGUGGCGCCCUGAUCGCCGAAGCCAACCUCAUCCAUCAGGAGAAAAAGGACAGUCGCAUCAGUGUUGAUCCUUUCUCUGACGAAGACGAGCCACGUAGCCAGUUGACCGUCUGGUGCACUUACUCUGCUUUUGUUCUGAGUCUUUUCUUGCUCUCAUACCCAUUCCAAGAAGCUGAAUUUGCUCCUGGCUAUUCCACCUUGUCAACACUCGUUCCAUCAGGUCUGCGUGAAGGUGAGGGCUAUCGUUUCUGGCAUUGUAUUGGUGCGAUGAUCAUGAUCUACUCCACCAGCCUCGACAGCCGACUUCAAUUCCUCUUCAACAACCCAUUGAGCCGUUACCUCGGAAACAUCUCCUUCGCGCUAUAUCUGGUUCACGGCUUUACGUUGAAGACCAUUGGUUAUGUCUCUAUAUACGGGUUCUGGCAGAUCACUGGCAAGGACACGCUCUUCCAAUACGAAUCUGGAUUCGUUCUUGGCGGUCUGGUUGUGAUUCCUCUGACCAUCUGGUUCGCAGACCUUUUCUGGAGAUUCAUCGACGUCCCUAUUGUUAAGUUCACUAGAUGGUUCGAGAACUCGCUUCUCCCUGGCGCAGAUGAGAACGGUAGCGAUGGCUUGUUGAUCGAGAAGUCGCCCAGAGAACACCAACCUUGA